Messenger RNA from Nezara viridula (southern green stink bug), 4310 nucleotides. NCBI's taxonomy places the organism in Eukaryota, Metazoa, Arthropoda, Insecta, Hemiptera, Pentatomidae. The record is from the annotation of a GenBank genome assembly.
CGCGUUAAAGGGAUCGUUAUUAGGAAUUCGUUCUUAGUGGCAAUUCGAUGCAUAUUUAAUAAAUUACUUCGAUUCAAACGUACAGUGAUUAUAAACUAAGGCAAUUUAAAAUUUAAAAUAGGUGAAGUGGAAAAUUAAUCAUAAUAAGUAACCUUAUUAAGAAGAAGGAGGCUAUGGCUGGAUAGGAGAUUCAAGAUGGUGGUGUUUUUCCAAAUUAGAACAUUCCUUUAAGGUUCCAAUAGUGUUUGUUUCGAUAGACUGUUUACAUGUUUCUUUAUUUUAAUAGAAAGUUUAGGGACAGCUAAGGCAGCAGAUUACUGUUAGGAUUGUUAUAAUAUGUUGGUACAAGAACCUGUUCAAGCUGCAAUUUGGCAUUGUUUGAACCACUAUGCAUACAAUGAUGCAAUUUUCCUCGCUGAACGGUUGCGAGCUGAAGUCGAAUCAGAUGAAACAAUUUGGCUACUUGCAACUUGUUAUUACCGCAGCGGAAAACCAGCUCAGGCAUAUGCUAUUCUUAAGAACUCUACCUCCCCCCAGUGUAAAUUCCUUAUGGCGAAAUGCUGUCUUGAUUUACAAAAGUUGUCGGAAGCGGAAAAAGUAUUGACUGGAGAUGAUUUGGGGAGGAGUCGAAGUUUAGACGACGUUGUAAAAGAGUUUGGAGAUGUUGCUGCGUUCGCUCUUAUGCUCAUCGCUACGGUUUGCUUCUCUACCGAGAGGCUUACAAGAGGGAUUGAAGCAUCACGAAAGGCAUUGAGACUGAACCCGUUCCUAUGGAGUAUGUACGAAGAGUUGUGCCGGAGGGGUGAUCGACCUGACCCCGACAAGUGCUUCUCCACUCCGUCUCUCGACUCCCUUCACCACGUCACUGGGUCUAACCCCUUCAUCUCCUACGCUAACCAGCAAGAACAGCCGGCGAACCAAGUCCUGGAGCCCUCUCUCAAGAACAUUAGUACACCAAUGCAGAUCGUUAACAUGUCUGCACUGUGUAUGUCGGGAGUUCGAGCACUCAGUCCCGAUGUGACACCACUCGCUCCCACUAGAAUUAAACGCACACUACGUUGUAAUCCUGUAUUUACCAACAAUUAUUCUCCUAUCACUCCAAGUUUUGGAGUAAUUCCUUUAGCUUUAGAUUAUUUAAGCGACUGUGACUCGAUUUCUUCUCCGAUAAACACACUCACAGAGGCGAAUGACCAGAAAGUACUGGCAAAGAGGCUUUUGCGUAAGGAAAGUAGUCCCCUUCAACAGACGAAGGCUGCUAAUACUCCGUUAACUGGCGUGGUGGCACCACCUUCACUUCACGUUCAGCCGAACGUUAGGCGAUCAUCUCGCUUAUUUACAAGUUCCUAUAAUGUAAAGGAAAAUACUAAAUCACCGUCUCGGAAGUUCGCUACUCCUAAAUCACCCUCAAGAAAGACUAAGUCUCGUUUAGUAAAGCAAGCUCUCGCUAAGAACUUUGAAAAUAAUGAAAAGAACAGGUCGGAGAGCCCUGUCGGCCAGGUCAUAGGAUCGGGAAGGACCACUUCAGAAUAUGCCCUCAACCUUCAGCGGGACUCUUUAGAAGGCCUGUUAAAGCUGCUGAGGGAUAUAGGAACUGGCUUCUUGUACCUCUCGCAGUACGAGUGCCAGAAAGCCAUCGAUGCUCUUCGUAAACUGCCAGAGCACCAUUACAAUACGGGUUGGGUACUCUGUUUAGUUGGCAGGGCCUAUUUUGAAAUUAACAAGUACGAUGAAACACAAAGGAUAUUUGAGAGGGUUCGUAAACUAGAGCCAGAAAGGACAACUGCGAUGGAAAUUCACUCGACAGCUCUGUGGCACCUUCAGAAGGAGGCUGCACUUUCGCAGUUGGCUGCGGACCUGGUCGCGCUGGACAAGCAUUGUCCUCAGACCUGGUGCGCAGUUGGUAAUUGUCAUUCUCUCCAGAAGGAGCACGAUCUUGCUAUCAAGUUCUUCCAGAGGGCUGUGCAGGUAGAUCCAAAUUUUGCUUAUGCUUACACACUCCUCGGCCAUGAAUAUGUGGUCACCGAGGAACUUGAAAAGGGAAUGAGCAGUUAUAGGACAGCGAUUCGUCUUGACCCACGCCAUUAUAUUGCAUGGUAUGGGAUGGGUAUGAUAUAUUCCAAGCAGGAAAAAUUCCAGUUAGCAGAAUUUCAUUAUCAGCGAGCUCUGAGUAUUAAUCCAAGAAGUUGUGUGCUGAUGGUACAUAUUGGUGUGGUGCAGCUACAGUUGAUGAAGAAAGAUGAAGCAUUGGAGACGUUGGACAAGGCAAUAGCCCUGGAGCCUAACAAUCCAUUAUGCAAGUUCCAUCGUGCGUCUGCGUUAGCAGCGGCCAAUAGGAAUGCCGAGGCUCUCACAGAACUCGAUGAACUGAAGGAACUAGUCCCUAAAGAAUCCUUGGUUUUUUAUCUCGCUGGCAAGGUGCAUAAGAAAUUAGGUAAUACUCACCUCGCACUGAUGCACUUUUCAUGGGCCACGGAACUAGACCCGAAGGGUGCCACCAAUCAGAUCAAGGAAGCCAUCGAACCUGGAAUGUCCUCUACGAAUCCUGACCAUUCGGGAGCCGAGGGCGAUAACACAAUGGAGGAGCUGUUGCCGAGUACACCAGGGCAAGAAACACCAGGAGGAGAAGCGAUGCAAGAGACUGAUGAAAGCUUCUAGUGAUAACUGAUAACUAGAACCAACAGCUGCCACCUUGAAACAGCGCCAAGGUCGUGUCGACUUUUAUCUACAUACGGGAUUGCCUGUGUAUAUAAGAAAAGUUAUAUGUGUAAACUGUGUAUAAUAUGUAGUCAUGAAAUAUCAUCUAUUUAAUGUAUAAUAUAUAAUAAUAUACAUAUAGCGCGAUUGAUAAAUAUUUAUAUCACUGUUCAUAGUUAGCAGGUAAAUACUGAAGAAAUAAAUGAAGGGGAGUAAAUAAAUAGUAUUAAAUAACAAAUAUAUUUAUACAUUUGUGAUAUUUUAGCGUUUGUGAUAGGUAGGCGGCGCGGGACUGGCCGUCCCGUGGUCAAUAAGUUCACUUCUCCCGUUACAUAUUCCUAUCUGUGUAAAUAGGUCUGAAUAUUUAGUAGGAAAAUAUGCCUAUAGAAGAAGAAGCCUUUAGGAUAGAGGGAGUAUUUUAUAAUUAUCAUGACCCCGCGACCCAAACGGCACCACAAUAUCGUAACGAUCUGAUAAAAUAUACAAGCUGCAGAGUGUUCCAAGUAUUUUCUAAAUAUAUAUAUAUAUAUACUUCACUGUUUAUAUCAUAUAUAUACACUUAACUCUACGUAUGAAACAUUGUUAUAAUUGUUUAGGAAAUGUGUUGCCUUUAUAAAAUGCUUUUAUUUAUUUCUAGGAAUCUUAUUAAAUUACUCCUAUGAAUUUUAGUUCAUUUUACUCAAGUGAGGUGAUAGCUAUUUGUUUUAUUGUGUAUAGUCGACUGUAAAUAGCAAUUAUUGUUCUAAUUUCCUUUGUGAAUAUUUUUGUGUAAACUAUCUUAGCUACAAAGCAUAUUUAUAUAGAAUAUAUAUAUUAUAUUAUAUAUUUCUUUUCUUUUUUUAAUUUCUUUUCGUUAUUUUAAUUUAAUUUAAUUUUUUUUUUUUUUAUACUUUUAUCAUUAUAAUUUCAAAACCAAAGUUUUCUUACUUUUAUUAAUUUUUAAAUGUCACUUGUGCCAAACUAUGAAUCAUUUGUGAAACAACAGGAGUUAUUUUCGGAGAGAAAUAUCACGAAAGUUGAAAUUAUAUUAAUUUAUAUAUUUUUGUGUCUUAUUCAUUUAUUAUAACCUCACCAUUAUUAUAUUUUGUUAAUAUAGUAUUCAACAUUAAACAUUUCGUCAGUAAGCUUUCUCUCAUCGGUAUUGCGACCUGAAGAAUAUCUUAACACAUAAUAUACUUAAACAUUUCUGAUGUGACACAAAAUGAAAUUAAAAAAAUUGAUUGUAAAGAUGUGAAAAUUUUAAUGUUUAAGGGCAAAUUAUGUUAAUAGUGGCUAAAAUUUGAAUUAAUGUAUAUAUUUCUUUCGUUGAGAAAAAAAUGUUUUUAUUUAUUUCAUUUUUGUUUAUUGUAUUAAUUUUUGAAAAUUACUCAUGUAUAAUUUUUUUUUUCUUAAGUGUGGAAGGAUUAGAAAGUAUAAAAGAAAAGGACAUAUUUAUUAAAUUAUGUUGGAAGCUGCAAUAUCUAUAAAUUAUCACUUCUUAUUAAGAUUAUUUUUUAGUAUUAUUAUUUUAAUAUUGUUAUAAAUUAUAUAUAUAAUAUACAUAUCUUUUAUCAUUGACUUGCAAAUGAAGAAUUUUAUUUUCAAUUGCUCUCUGGUUUUUACCGUGGUUAGAAAAU